Cottoperca gobio is the source of this 415-nucleotide messenger RNA. It is a transcript of the gene prr15la, whose product is annotated as proline rich 15 like a. The transcript is spliced from 2 exons. The coding region runs from base 53 to 415 and encodes 120 amino acids. NCBI's taxonomy places the organism in Eukaryota, Metazoa, Chordata, Actinopteri, Perciformes, Bovichtidae. The record is from RefSeq and is a predicted model, not a curated record.
CCUUCAUUUAAAACAGCCCUCAGCCCUCCCUCCAUCCCACCAUUCAUCCAUCAUGGCAGAACCGUCUCCUGGCUGGUGGAAGCUGACUUUCCUGAGGAGAAAGAAAUCCCAGCCCAAAGUUCUGUAUGAAAUCCCCGCAGAGUUUGUUUCCAACACCACCACUGGCCAACAUGGGCCCGGCACAGAGACUGGAGCCGCCGGCCACCCCGAGGACACGGUGCACAACUCUCAGCUGGACGCCCGACUGGAGAGGAUUAUGGAUAAAACAACGGCCAGCAAGGGCCGCCACGUCAAGGUGUCUCACUCUGGGAGGUUUAAGGAGAAGAAGAAAGUUCGAGCCACUCUAGCGGAGAACCCAGAGAUAUUUCCAGGUGGAGACCCCACGACAGAUGAGAACCAGAGGGCCGGGAAGUGA